Molecule: messenger RNA, 1861 nt
Organism: Cylicocyclus nassatus
Lineage: Eukaryota; Metazoa; Nematoda; Chromadorea; Rhabditida; Strongylidae
Source: the annotation of a GenBank genome assembly
AUGCUCUCCAAAUCUAGUCUCGUUUUCUGUGUUAUUUCUACCGUUUUAUCCUCCACUAUUAACACUUCUUCACUAAUUUGCCCUAUCGGUUGGACUACUUACCAUGACUCUUGUUACUUCUUCAACAAUCCACCUUCGGAUUACGAAAAGGCUCUGGCAAGAUGUUACGAGAUGGGAUCAAAUCUCUUCGUUCCGGAGUCGCUGGAAGAAUGGGAAUACGUAAAUGAACAUUCGACAGUGAGCACAUGGAGCUGGAUCGGUCUUACUAUGGAAGAUGAUCAACACAAUCCCAAAUGGCUCACUAGUAACGCAAUGAAUCCACUUGAAAUAAACUGGCUAGUCAAACCAUUUGUCGCCUCUUCCAAUGGAUGGUCAACAUCGGCAAGAUGUGCGGCUCAUUUGAAUGUUGCCAAAGCCGGAAGCGACUACACAUUCUUUCUCCCAUGCUCUUUGAAAGUGAAUUCUAUUUGUGAAAAGAACGCAACGCUUUUCCCACGCAUCUGGGAUUAUGGAUUAAUAGGCCUACUACAUCGGUGCCACAGAUACGUGAAGAUGUUGAAAUUAAUACAAAAGAAGAAAGGCUACAAAUCCGCCAGCAAAUCGAGUGAAGCGAUCGAGGUUCCGGAUUCUUUUCCACAACGAUGCAAGAGAAAGAUAUUUGGAGACAAGAAGAAAACGAUAAGCAAGGAAUCAGCAUCUGUUCCAAUUAAUCUCAAGCCGAAAGAGAAAGGAGAAGCAAUCUCGAAAGCCUACGAGAGUCCUUCAGCGACAAAACUAGACUCUAAUAGGUGGUCAUUUUUGCCACCGAUCAAAACACAACAAGCCAAAAUUGCCUACAGACGACUGGUGAAAGAUUUUGUGCGGCAGACUUUGUGUAAGGGACCUCACGGGCUGAUAGCAGAUUUUCGCUCAAUGAAGAGAGUAAACGAUUUUUCGAAAAUGAGAGAGUUUGUGGCUCAUACAUCUACAGGGAAAAAUCGAUACAAGGAUGUUGGGUGCUUGGACAACAAUCGUGUUGUGUUAAAUGUAGGUCCUUGCUCAUAUAUUCACGCUAAUUAUGUGUCCACCCCCGAUAAUCCGAGAAAAUUUAUUUGUACACAGGCUCCACUUCCUGGUACAUGUGCUGAAUUUUGGUGCAUGGUCGUGCAAGAGGAAGCACAAGUCAUCCUUAUGCUAUGCAAUUUUGUAGAGCAGAAGUCGAACAAGUGCGCGGUUUAUUUUCCGACACAACAAAACGCCCCAUUGGUGUUCAACGACGUCAGUGUGCACUUCAAGAGCCAGGAAGAAUACGUGUUUCCUUUUGAAACAAGAACCAAAGUAGUGCUCACCUUCUUACAAGUUUCGCUGCCUGGCUACCCUCCACAUAACUGCUGUCAUUAUCACUGGAUGGAUUGGCCCGAUCGAGGAGUACCUCCUGCGGAUACAGCACCACUUUAUCUUCUGCAUAAUGUUGGAAAUACCAAAAAACCUAUAAUUAUACACUGUUCGGCUGGUAUCGGAAGAACAGGUUCUAUGGUGUUGCUACAACAUGCCAUGGAAGUUUUGAAGAAUGGAAAGCCUUUAGAAGAGAUGCCUGUCUAUUUACAACAACUCAGAACACAGCGUAGUAAUAGCAUACAGGCAAAUCAACAGUACUUGUACGUACAUCAAGUGCUACUAACAUUUUUUCGUCAACAUGGCCUCGUACCUCAGUGCUUGUACUCACUUAUGGAUGCUUUCACCAAGGAAUAUAAUUCGGCAACGACUGGAUUCUAAAAAUCAAGCAGCCAUUUGUUAGAGUCAAGUUUAGUUACUUACAUCGUGUACUAUGCAUCUCUUCGCUGUAACUACCUCAUUCCUGUCGUAGUCGAUUAAUUAAAAU